Iphiclides podalirius (scarce swallowtail) is the source of this 111-nucleotide messenger RNA. The record is from the annotation of a GenBank genome assembly. NCBI's taxonomy places the organism in Eukaryota, Metazoa, Arthropoda, Insecta, Lepidoptera, Papilionidae.
AUGAAGUUUUUUCGCAAAGAGAUUAGUUUAGGAAAACGUACGAGGUAUGUAAGGAGAAUGGACGCUGCGCCGUGGUACGAGUCAACAUACCCGCCACCGAGAGGAGUGCUG